AUGUCACAAUGCUAUUCCGUCCUGUGCUUCCAAGAAUUUUAUCAUUACUUGGCAGAAAGACCAAUGCUACUUGAAGAACGUGUUAGUCCAUUUUUCCAAUGGUUUCGGCUGCCGCGAGUACGGGCGCCAUCACUGAAGGAAGAAUAUACAGUGUAUGAAGAAGAUAUUCCGCAACCGGUUGUGGCUGGGCCCAGUGCUGCUGCAGCGCGACAUCGUCGAAACCAGGAUCGCACCUACGAAGUAACAACGACAACCGAAAGCUAUCAUCGCACCAUUUCACCACCACAGCAGCAACAUCAAAGUGGUUAUAAUGGAUACUGA
Molecule: messenger RNA, 321 nt
Organism: Gongylonema pulchrum
Lineage: Eukaryota; Metazoa; Nematoda; Chromadorea; Rhabditida; Gongylonematidae
Source: the annotation of a GenBank genome assembly